GGUGGCGGAUUUAGAGUUGCCACUUGGACCCGGAUUGCCCGAAUUCCUAUACCGGCCUGGACCCGAGUCCGACCGGUCGGGUAUGGAUCCCUUAUAAGCCUAAUCCACCUUAGAUGCCGGUCCGGAUCCGAAUCCAAAUCAGAAUCCGAAUCGAGAUCUGGAUUUAGUAAAUGCAUCAGAGGCAUACCCGAUCCUGACCCGAAAAUUUAGCUUGUGUGGAAGGUGGAAACAAACAUUACUGGCGCUCGCAACGUUUCUCCCAAGAACGCGUUUCUGAAUUGGCAUUGCAGAUACAACGAUGACUGACGGAAGCGGAAUCCCUCAGCCGGUUCGCAGGUUGGCCUCUGCUGCAGCGUUCCUUGUUGGGGGCAUCGUCACUCUCUCGCUCGCUUCGUCGAUAACCAUCCGAUCUUUGCAGUCAUUUGCAGAAGCAAAGAGGAAGAAAUCGGCGCUACCGUGUAAGGUUUGUCAGGGGAAGGGCUUCUAUCCAUGCAAACUCUGCAAAGGAAAUUCUACGAUCGAAUGGUCUCCGCUCUACGAUCCUAUCGUCAUCAGCAAAUGCCUCUGCCCGACUUGCGAGGGGAACAGAGUGCAGCGCUGUCUAAACUGUCUCGGCAAGGGUUAUGCGUAAUCAUAUGCUUCUUCGGGUCUUUGUCACACUUUGAGCUCAGUAAGGGUUUGUUUAUGCGAUUACGGCGCAUCUCGUAAUAUGAUGCUUGUUGUAGAAAGCGAGUUACUAUAAGUUUCUUUACAAUCUACAAUUGUGUAAUGCUCGGCAAUAAUUGCAUUUCAAGUUAUCAAGUAAUCACUUAGCUUAGCUUCUAUUUCAUUGAUCG
This is a messenger RNA of Ananas comosus (pineapple), 836 nucleotides long. RefSeq lists its product as uncharacterized. NCBI's taxonomy places the organism in Eukaryota, Viridiplantae, Streptophyta, Magnoliopsida, Poales, Bromeliaceae. The coding region runs from base 299 to 631 and encodes 110 amino acids. The transcript has 4 exons. The record is from RefSeq and is a predicted model, not a curated record.